Acanthosepion pharaonis is the source of this 681-nucleotide messenger RNA. NCBI's taxonomy places the organism in Eukaryota, Metazoa, Mollusca, Cephalopoda, Sepiida, Sepiidae. The record is from the annotation of a GenBank genome assembly.
AUGUCUGUUGGCACCUUAUCUAUCUAUCUAUCUAUCUAUCUAUCUAUCUAUCUAUCUAUCUAUCUAUCUAUCUAUCUCAGUUUCUUCAUCUAUAUACCUACUUAUCUAUCUAUCUAUCUAUCUAUCUAUCACGGUAUGCUACUUUUAUAUUUAUACAUUAAAGUGACAGUGGUACCCUCCCUCUCUCUCUCACUAUCUAUCUAUCUAUGUCUGUUGAUAGCGAUAUAUCUAUCCAUCUAUCUUACACUGUCCAGUUCAUAUUCAAUCACGUUGGCAAGAAAUCUUGAUCUAUCUAUCUAUCUAUCUAUCUAUCUAUCUAUCUAUCUAUCUAUCUAUCUAUCUGUCUGCCUGCCUGUCUAUCUCAGUCUAUUCCAUUCUAUCUCAGUCUGUUCCAAUCUAUCUAUCUCAUUUUAUACAUAUCUAUCUCAGUCUGAUUCUAUCUAUCUAUCUAUCUAUCUAUCUAUCUAUCUAUCUAUCUAUCUAUCUCAGUCUGUUCCAAUCUAUCUAUCUCAUUUUAUACAUAUCUAUCUCAGUCUGAAUCUAUCUAUCUAUCUAUCUAUCUAUCUAUCUAUCUAUCUAUCUAUCUCAGUCUGUUGCAAUCUAUCUCUCUCAUCUGAUUCUCUCUCUCUCUCUCUAUCUAUCUAUCUAUCUAUGUCAAUCUGUUGGCAAAUAUGUGUAUGA